Messenger RNA from Juglans microcarpa x Juglans regia, 4081 nucleotides. RefSeq names its product spliceosome-associated protein 130 A-like. Gene Ontology annotation, biological process: mRNA splicing, via spliceosome. Gene Ontology annotation, molecular function: protein binding; U2 snRNA binding. The record is from RefSeq and is a predicted model, not a curated record. Lineage: Eukaryota; Viridiplantae; Streptophyta; Magnoliopsida; Fagales; Juglandaceae. Gene Ontology annotation, cellular component: nucleus; U2 snRNP.
AAUUGGGUUUAACGCAUCACGCUAGUUCAGUCCCUCGCACGCUUUUGGUCUUCUCUUCCGCAGAUCCCCCAAAUACUACCCCCCUCCACCUAAUGACCCUCUAAAACCCUAACCCUCCAUAAACCUAACCCUACUCUAAUUCCUGAGCCAUGUACCUCUACAGCCUCACUCUCCAGCGAGCCACCGGCAUAGUCUGCGCCAUCAACGGAAGCUUCUCCGGCGGCAAGACCCAAGAGAUCGUUGUCGCCCGCGGCAAGCUCCUCGAGCUUCUUCGACCCGACGACAGCGGUAAGAUCCAAACCCUUCUCUCCGUUGAAAUUUUCGGCGUCAUUAGGUCUUUAGCUCAGUUUAGGCUUACUGGGUCUCAGAAAGACUAUAUUGUUGUCGGGUCCGAUUCCGGUCGUAUAGUUAUCCUCGAGUACAACAAGGAGAAGAAUGUUUUCGACAAAAUUCACCAAGAAACUUUCGGGAAAUCUGGCUGUCGUAGAAUAGUUCCAGGCCAGUACUUGGCCACUGAUCCGAAGGGUAGGGCGGUGAUGAUUGGGGCUUGUGAGAAGCAGAAGCUUGUUUAUGUGUUGAAUAGGGAUACGGCAGCGAGGCUGACCAUUUCCUCUCCAUUGGAGGCGCAUAAAUCGCAUACGAUAGUGUAUUCAAUCUGUGGAGUUGAUUGUGGGUUCGAUAACCCAAUAUUUGCUGCCAUAGAGUUGGAUUACUCGGAGGCAGACCAGGAUUCAACUGGGCAGGCAGCAAGUGAGGCCCAGAAGAAUUUGACUUUUUAUGAGCUUGACUUAGGGCUUAACCACGUAUCUAGGAAGUGGUCGGAGCCAGUUGAUAAUGGCGCAAACUUACUUGUUACUGUUCCCGGAGGAGGGGAUGGGCCGAGUGGUGUGUUGGUUUGUGCGGAAAAUUUUGUGAUAUAUAAAAAUCAGGGACACCAGGAUCUUAGGGCUGUGAUUCCUAGACGAGCAGAUCUGCCUGCUGAGCGAGGGGUUCUUAUAGUUUCAGCAGCAGUGCAUAAGCAGAAAGCGAUGUUCUUUUUUCUGUUGCAAACAGAGUAUGGGGAUAUUUUUAAGGUUACUUUGGACCAUGACAAUGACCGUGUUACAGAGUUGAAGAUUAAGUAUUUUGAUACAAUUCCGGUUACUUCCUCCAUGUGUGUUCUGAAGUCAGGGCACUUGUUCGCUGCUUCAGAAUUUGGGAAUCAUGCUUUCUAUCAGUUCCAAGGGAUAGGUGAUGAUGCUGAUGUGGAGUCUUCGUCGGCUACAUUGAUGGAAACAGAAGAAGGUUUCCAGCCAGUGUUUUUCCAGCCUAGACAACUUAAGAACCUUCUCAGGAUUGACCAAGUGGAGAGCCUAAUGCCAAUAAUGGACAUGAAAGUGGUUAAUCUCUUUGAAGAAGAAACACCCCAGAUAUUUACCCUUUGUGGGCGGGGCCCUCGUUCGUCUCUUAGAAUGUUAAGGCCCGGUUUAGCUAUUAGUGAAAUGGCUGUGUCAGAGCUUCCUGGUGUGCCAAGUGCGGUUUGGACUGUGAAAAAGAAUGUUAAUGAUGAGUUUGAUGCAUACAUUGUGGUGUCAUUCUCAAAUGCGACUCUUGUUCUUUCCAUUGGUGAGACAGUUGAAGAAGUUAGUGAUAGUGGGUUUCUUGAUACCACCCCCUCACUUGCUGUUUCUUUGAUUGGUGAUGAUUCUCUCAUGCAAGUUCAUCCCAAUGGCAUUAGGCAUAUUAGGGAGGAUGGGCGUAUCAAUGAGUGGAGGACUCCAGGAAAGAGGACAAUUGCUAAGGUUGGCUCUAACAGACUUCAAGUGGUCAUUGCACUUAGUGGUGGUGAAAUUGUGUAUUUUGAGGUGGAUAUUACUGGCCAAUUGAUUGAAGUGGAUAAGCAUGAAAUGUCAGGUGAUGUGGCUUGUUUGGACAUUGCCCCUGUACCUGAAGGAAGGCAAAGAUCUCGUUUCCUUGCGGUUGGUUCAUAUGACAACACAAUUCGUAUCUUAUCAUUGGACCCUGAAGAUGGUAUGCAGAUUCUGAGUGUGCAAAGUGUUUCUUCGGCUCCAGAAUCUCUCCUUUUUCUUGAAGUCCAGGCAUCAAUAGGUGGGGAGGAUGGUGCUGAUCAUCCCGCCAGCCUUUUUCUUAAUUCUGGUUUACAGAAUGGAGUUCUGUUCAGAACAGUUGUAGAUAUGGUGACUGGUCAGCUUUCUGAUUCCCGGUCUCGUUUCUUGGGACUGAGAGCCCCAAAGCUCUUUUCUAUUAUAGUACGGGGCAAGCGUGCCAUGCUUUGCUUGUCAAGUCGACCUUGGCUUGGUUAUAUUCACCAAGGACAUUUUCUUUUAACACCUUUAUCAUACGAGACUCUUGAAUAUGCAGCAUCAUUUGCCUCUGACCAAUGUGCAGAAGGUGUAGUUGCUGUUGCUGGUGAAGCUUUGAGGGUUUUUACCAUUGAGAGACUGGGAGAAACAUUUAAUGAAACUGUAAUUCCCCUAAGGUACACACCAAGAAAGUUUGUACUUCACCCCAAGCGAAAAUUGCUGGUAAUUAUUGAGAGUGAUCAAGGAGCAUUCACAGCUGAAGAGCGAGAAGCUGCGAAAAAGGAGUGCUUUGAGGCUGUUGGAACUGGUGAAAAUGAAAAUGGUAAUAUGGAGCAGAUGGAGAACGGUGGUGAUGAGGACAAAGAUGAUCCCCUCUCGGAUGAACACUAUGGCUAUCCCAAGGCAGAAUCAGACAGGUGGGUUUCUAGCAUUAGAGUUCUUGACCCAAAGACAGCUACUACAACUUGUCUGCUGGAGCUUCAGGACAAUGAAGCUGCGUUCAGCAUAUGCACAGUGAAUUUCCACGAUAAAGAAUAUGGAACUCUUUUAGCCGUUGGCACGGCAAAGGGACUACAGUUUUGGCCCAAAAGAAGUUUAGCUGCUGGUUUUAUUCACAUUUAUAGGUUUUUAGAGGAUGGAAGGUCACUUGAACUAUUGCACAAGACACAAGUAGAAGGUGUUCCUACUGCUUUGUGCCAGUUUCAAGGACGACUACUUGCAGGUAUUGGAAAUGUUCUCAGAUUAUAUGAUUUGGGCAAAAGAAGAUUGCUUAGAAAAUGUGAGAACAAACUUCCCAACAGUAUUGUCUCCAUUCACACUUAUCGUGAUCGGAUAUAUGUUGGUGACAUUCAAGAGUCAUUCCAUUACUGUAAGUACAGACGUGAUGAGAAUCAACUGUAUGUAUUUGCUGAUGAUAGUGUUCCAAGAUGGCUCACUGCAUCAUACCAUAUAGAUUUUGACACCAUGGCAGGUGCAGACAAGUUUGGGAACAUUUAUUUUGUGCGGUUACCGCAGGAUGUGUCGGAUGAGAUAGAAGAAGAUCCAACUGGUGGGAAAAUAAAAUGGGAGCAGGGGAAGCUGAAUGGAGCUCCCAACAAGGUAGAGGAGAUAGUGCAGUUUCACAUUGGUGAUGUGGUCACCUGCUUGCAGAAGGCAUCUCUAAUUCCAGGUGGGGGAGAGUGCCUCAUAUAUGGCACUGUGAUGGGGAGCUUGGGAGCACUGCUAGCAUUCACCUCUCGCGAUGAUGUUGACUUCUUUUCUCACUUGGAGAUGUAUAUGAGGCAGGAACAUCCGCCUUUGUGUGGAAGAGAUCACAUGGCUUAUAGAUCUGCUUAUUUUCCUGUUAAGGAUGUGAUCGAUGGGGAUCUAUGUGAGCAGUUCCCAACUCUGCCUCUGGAUUUGCAAAGGAAAAUUGCUGAUGAAUUAGAUAGAACUCCUGGGGAGAUACUGAAGAAACUUGAAGAAGUUCGAAAUAAGAUCAUUUGAGGAAAAAUCAACUUAAAGGUGAGGGGAUAUCAGUGGUUAGUGCUCUAUGUGGGGCACCCUGCUGUCUGUUCUUGCACUGAUGAGAGCAUGCGCGGCGCAAAAGAAAUAUCCUUUCUGACUCUAGAUGAGACGGUGGCCCAGGCAUUAAUGUUGGGACAAGCUAGUGGGAAAAGUUGGGAUAAUUGGAAAAAGAAGUACGCAAUACCCAUAUUCCCAGACUGCAUUUUUUUGUUGUAAUUAAUUUGACCUUGAUGUAAUCUCUUCAUGGAAUUAAUUAUGUUUAUUGACUGCUC